Messenger RNA from Mus caroli (Ryukyu mouse), 4086 nucleotides. RefSeq names its product coiled-coil domain containing 14 (gene Ccdc14). Gene Ontology annotation, biological process: protein localization to centrosome. Lineage: Eukaryota; Metazoa; Chordata; Mammalia; Rodentia; Muridae. The record is from RefSeq and is a predicted model, not a curated record. Gene Ontology annotation, cellular component: centriolar satellite.
CGACCCAAAGGAAAACCUUUUAGCGCCAAGGAGGCUAUGAGCCGCGCCGAUCCGCAGCCUCCUUCCCGGAAGCGGAAGCUCAGGGGGCGGGACAAGGGAGGUCCGGACCUCUCGGCGGUUAAUUCUUUUUUUCUCAAGUAUUCGUUUCCCUACGCCUGGGCUCUUCUGAGGCUGAGAGAAAUGGUCAGGUCCGGAUCUCGACCGGGCCAGGUGAUAUCUUCAGGAAGGCAGCCUGGAGCCAAGUUACCAAAUGGAAAGAAAGGGACCCACGUAAGAAAAAUAGCACAUUUUAAUGUAGAUCCCGCCUGUCCUGUUCAUUCUGAUUCAGAAAGUCAGACGGACACUGUCCAGGGACUUGACGGUUGUGCUUCUUUGCUGCGGGACAUUUUGAAAAAUGAAGAUUCAGGCUCAGAAAUGGCAUAUUCGGAAAACAGAUGCAAUUCUAAACCUUUAGAAGGCAGAAAGAACAGAUCUAAAAAGAAAGGGCCUGAAAAACACAUUCCUUCAGUGGUCCGAAAGGAAAUAUUAUCAUCAGAAAAUAGGAACUGGAUAUCUAACGAAGCUUCUACUGGGAGUGACACAGCCCAGCGCUGCUCACUACAAGAUCAUUAUAGAAUGUACUCACCCAUAAUAUACCAAGCCCUCUGUGAGCAUGUGCAGACGCAAAUGUCACUGAUGAAUAGCUUGGCUUUAAAAAAUGGUCCCAAUGGAGUACAUGCUGUGUGCCAUACCAUGUCUAAUUCAGGCUCUCGGGCAACACCACAUUCUGGUUUUGGCUGUUCUCCUUCCACUUCUGUCUGGCCACCUCAGCAGCCAUCCUGCCCCCUAAUGGUCCACUCUGAAGUUCAGACUGAUGCUGAUAACCAGUUUGAAUCACAAAGUCAAGCGACCUCUGUGAAGUAUGGUGAUGUUCCCAGGGAUCCGUUUAGAGUCCAUCCUGGAGUUGCAUGUGGCCUUCCCCACGCUGACAGUCCAGCUGUUGCAAAGAGUCGGCAGCUGGAUCUUGCGAGUUGUAUUCUGCCCCAACAGAGAGCUCCUGAGGAAGCAGAGUUCCUAAAGUGCUUCCAAACACACACAGCUCUGUUUCCAGCUCACGGGAAGGACGCUCUCUCGGACAGUCAGGCAUACCAAAGUCCCUCUCAGUUACAGCCAGCCUUCUUGGCCACUAAUGAAGAAAAAUGUGCCAAAGAACAAAUUGAAGAGGACACAAAUGAAGGAAAGCAUUUAAGCACACAUGUGCAAGAUGCAAAAAUAGCCAAGAAUGUGCAGCAGGCAGAAAAUGUGAGCCAGACUGCUGAAAAAGUCAGACUUGCCAAGUGCUUGUUGGGAGAGCUCAAGGCCCUGAUGGAAGAGGACUCAGAAGUUCAGAGGUUGGUGACAGAAGUAGAGGCGUGCAUAUCUGGACUUUCAGCAGUGGGUGGCCACCCAAAUGUGGAAGUUGAAAUAGCCCUGGCCCUGCAGCCCCUGAGAAGUGAGAACGCUCAGCUGCGGAGGCAACUGAGAAUUUUGAAUCAGCGCCUCCGAGAACAAGAGAAAACCGAAAAGGGACCUGGUAACCUUGAAUUGUUUUCCCUUCAGUCGCUGAAUAUGUCGCUGCAGAAUCAGCUGCAAGAGUCGCUGAAGAGCCAGGAGUUACUACAGAGUAAAAAUGAAGAGCUCUUAAAAGUGAUAGAAAACCAGAGAGAGGAAAACAAAAAAUUCACCACUUUAUUUAAAGACAAAGAGCAGACUCUGCUUCAUAAUAAACAGCAGUUUGACAUUGAGAUGACCAGGGUGAAGAUGGAGUUGGAGGAAGCCUUGGCCAAUGAGAAGAACUCGCGGUUUAAGCUAGAGACUGCAGAAAAGGAAAGUCAGAUACUGGGAAUAACACUGCGCCAGCGAGAUGCUGAGGUUGCACGACUUAGAGAAUUAACCAGAACUUUACAGAACAGCAUGGCCAAGCUGCUCUCUGAUCUCAGUGUGGAUACUGCCCGCUGCAGGAUGGGGAAUAGCCUCACCAAAUCACUUCUCAAUGUCUAUGAUCAACAACUUCAACAGGACCCAGCCCCUGCUCAGACUUCCAUAAUGAGCUACCUCAAUAAAUUAGAAACAAAUCACAGCUUUAUACAUUCAAAGCUGCUUAACAAUGAGGCAGCCAUAGAACCAGACAGACUCUGUGAAAGUGUGCUGCCCUCACAAAGGCCUCCCCAUAGUGAUGCAGGGACAGCAGAUGGGGGCUCUGCAUCUGGAACUGUCUCUGCUGCUUCAGUGGAGGAUUUCGAUAUGGACUGUGAAACCCUCACUGUAAUAGAAGAUGGGUGUAACGUGGACAGUACAGUUUAUAUCCCCUUUGCAAGAAGCACUUCUAAAAAGCACUCGCCACUUUGUAAGAGACUAUCCCCCCAGCCAAAGCUGAGUGUUGCUGCAGCACAGCUAGUCAGCGGCAGUGCACAGGCCUCUAAAAGAGAAAGUAAGCCACGUGCACCUGCAGUUUGUUCCUCACGAAAUGAAGCAGAAGAUGCACCCGGAGAUCUUUCCAGCACGUAUGACACAGAGGACAUGCAGCUCCUCAGGAAAAUCAAAGAAGCUAUUGGUAAGAUCCCUGCUGCUGCCGAGCACGCAAAGGAUCAGGCCACACAUCAUGGCCCAUCAGCUCAGCCCAGCCCCGGUGUUCCAGUGAAGGGCAGUAUUAUUCCUGACAGCAGCUUUCUCAAUUCUGACUUGAUGUCAGACUGGAGCAUCUCCUCUUUCUCAACAUUCACAUCUCAUGAUGAACAGGACUUCAGAAACGGCCUGGCAGCACUGGAUGCCAAUAUUGCUCGACUUCAGAAUUCCUUAAAGACCGGCCUUCUGGAGAAAUGAGUCUGGGAGAGACUGACGGAGUGCUUUUCUUAAAGAGCAGAACUUAUUCAUAGUGUAUUUUGGGUUCCCCUAGAGAGAACACUUUUUAUUAUUAAUUAUGUAUGAAAUAAUAAGUAAAUUUACUGUUAGAAUAUUUUAACACCUGAAGGUUAUAAAAAAAUUCUUAUACAAACCAACAGUUGCUGAGAGAAGAAAGUUGUAGAUCAGCAAGUACUGCGGUGCGUUACUUGACAGCUUGAGCUUCACAGAGAGUUCCUCACUGUGCGACUGCUGGGUCACUGGUGCAGGUACCGAGGAUUUCUGGCUGGCUGGAAGGAGAAUAGGAAAGGAGUCAGUACUGUUUAAAGUUUCCUCUCUGCUUUGGAAUAGUUGUAGUUUGUUUCAUGAUAGUGUGCUUGUGUAUGGGAAUACUGUGUUACAAGCUAGGGCUGUCUAUGGCGUGCAUUAACAUUUCAGAGAGAAAAGAUGCCGGUGUACCCACCUCAUACAAAGCAUUGAUUUGUCCAGGGAAAUACCGAUGAUUGGUUAAUAUAUGGUCCUUAAAUCUUGGGCAUUUUAUUGAUAUUUGUCCUGAAUGCAUGUUUUAAGACCUUUGAAAAUAAAGUCCGACUGAUAAGGUAAUGCUAAAUAACCAAGUUUUACCUUAGUAAUUUUGUUUUUUAGUAAGAAUUAUUGGGUUUUCCUUAAUGUCUUUGGAAAUGAUGGAGUUUUUCAAAUCUCAGCACUGGGGGUAACUCUGCCGUUCUGACCCGAUUCCCCAUCAUUUAGCUGAGAACGCUGUUCUAUAAUUAACAGACUAUGUUGCCCUCUCUGCUUCCUAAUACCAGCCCUUUGGCCUAUCUUGCCAUAUAGCCCAAGAUGACUUCCGACAUUAGAUCUUCCUCCCUCAGGCUCCUGAGUGCAAGCCCCAGCAGUUCUUACUCACCUGCUAUUAUGGCUUUCUGUUAAACACAGAUUAACUCUUAGACACCAAGUCUUGCCCUGUCAGUAACUCUCGGUACAUGUUACCUGCCUGGUGGAGUUGAAUUUGGUUCUUGGACAGCCUCUGGCGUUCGAGUAGUCUGCUGGUUCCAAAUUUUCUCCUGCUUCUACAACCUCUGGAGGACCCUGCGGGACUACUUAAUAUUGCUUAGGCUUUAUGGGGAGGGCUCUUUUUUGUUUGUUCUAGGUUCUAAAUGUAUUAAAAUGAAUUGUAAACUAUUUUAAAGACUUAUUAACAUUUUAAAUAUACUUCCUUCCAGUAUU